AGACCUACGUGCCUUGAAGCCCCAGGCAGGAGAAGAGAAUCAAAAGGCAAACUGCCAGGGGAAAACAAAAUCAAUUCUCUGCCCAAGGUCCAGCAGAAGUGGCCUGAUUUACCUAGGAGGCGGGCUUCCUCCUGUGGGGAAUCCCUGGGCUGGGAGGAGCAGCGGCCUUUCCUCUUGGCAGCCUGGGCACCUGCAGCAGGUGCUGGCACCAGCCUAGGCUGGAACUUGGCCCAGGGAGCGGGGAAGCGGGGGGUGGGCAGGGAAGCAGGAGCGAUGUGGGGGCUCAGGGUCAGGAAGUGGGACACUAGGGCCCAGGAACAUGGGAAGCUGCGCCCCAGGGUCCAGGCAGGAGUCCUACAGUGGUGGGGCGCUCUGGCUGUCUCUUUCUCAUUUGUCCAGAGCCUUAUGUAAGAGCGUUUCUGGGGAAACAGGAAGUCCCGCUUGCCAAGUUCAGCAGAGAGAGUAGUGCAGGCCUCCUUCCAACACACCCGGCCUGCCCUUAACCCCGGAACUCAGCCAGUUCCUUGCUUCCCCGACCCUGGUUCUCCUCCCCGCUGACCCCCUCUCCUCCCCUCCUCGCCCACCUUCAGUCACGGUGAGCAGACUGCCCCGGAGAUCUCACCUGUGCCUGGGCGGGAGGGUCUUCCACUCUCAGCCCUUGACCCUCGGUGCUGCCCAGCAUGUCUCUCCAUCCCGGCUCCUGGCACCAUGCCCCAGAGCCAGCCAACCUUCCCUCCCCCACUUCUGGGGCCGCCCCGGGGUUCCUGCGCUCUGGCCGCUCCCCCUGGGUGUCACUGGCAGCCCUGUCCUUCCUAGAGAGACUAACACCAAAUUCUUCUGAGGCUGGAGGAGGUGAGGGGCUCGGGACAGUGCUGGCCCCGCAGCAGGGUGCCAAGAGCACCAGCAGUGCCCCAGCUUGCUUCCCGCCUCCCUUCUUUUUAUUCUCAAGUUCCUUUUUAUUCCUCCCUUGCGUAACGCCCUUCUUCCCUUCUGCACCACUGCCUGCACCCCCACCCUCCCCGUCACCUCCUUGCCAUCCCACUCCUGAGACCACAGCUGUUGGCAGAGUCCCCAGCUCAUGCCGGCCUCAUCUCCUUCCUUGCUAAGCCCGAAAGGGCCCCAGGGAGACAUGGGGGGCCCCGUCCGAGAGCCGGCGCUCUCAGUUGCCCUCUGGUUGAGUUGGGGGGCGGCUCUGGGGGCUGUGGCUUGUGCCAUGGUUCUGCUGACCCAACAAACCGAGCUGCAGACCUUAAGGAGAGAGGUGACCCGGCUGCAGAGGAAUGGAGGGCCCUCCGAGAAGGGAGAAGGGAAUCCGUGGCUGAAUCUCCAGGAGCAGAGCCCUGAUGGCACAGAAGGCCGGGAGAAUGGGGAGAGAUCCCGGAGAAGGAGAGCAGUGCUCACCCGUAAACAGAAGAAGAAGCGCUCAGUUCUGCAUCUCGUUCCCAUUAACAUCACCUCCAAGGAGGACUCUGAUGUGACAGAAGUGAUGUGGCAACCAGCUCUCCAGCGUGGGCGAGGCUUGGAGGCCCAAGGAUAUAUUGUUCGAGUCUGGGAUGCUGGAGUUUAUCUGCUGUACAGCCAGGUCCUGUUUCAUGAUGAGACUUUCACCAUGGGUCAGAUGGUAUCUCGGGAGGGACAAGGAAGGCAGGAGACUCUAUUCCGAUGCAUACAAAGCAUGCCCUCCAACCCUGACUGGGCCUACAACAGCUGCUACAGUGCAGGUGUCUUCCAUUUACACCAGGGGGAUAUCUUGAGUGUUGUAAUCCCUCGGGCAAGGGCCAAACUUAGCCUCUCUCCACAUGGAACCUUCCUGGGGCUUGUGAAACUGUGACUGUGUUGUAAAAGGUAGUUCUGAGCUUGGAAGACCAGGGUGGGUACACUUUGGAGAUGGCCAAGAGCUGAUUAGACAAAGGACAGGGAACAGUCAGGAACAGAGGCCUGCCUCUGCCCCCAGGUUUGACAGCUCAUGACUCUCCCUUCUUCCCACCCUCACCCCCAGGACUUUGAAUUCACGGAUAUUAAAGAGGUAGAAUAGCUUCUUCUUAUUCUCCAUCCAGCCCCAAAUUCUUGAGGGAGUCGGGUAGGGGUGGGGGUGGGAAAUGCUAGGCUUUGUCUAGACUUGCUCUGGGUCCCACUGGAAUGCUUCCAGAACAGCACCACCAUCUAGCGGCGGUUUGAGACAACCAUCCUGUUGGCAAAUGUCCACGAGUUCUUCCUCCGCUCAAACUCCUGGUUCUUAGGUACCCUCUGCCUCUUCACCCCACAAGAAGCCCCAUCUUCACUUCGCUCUCUCCAUCUACUGGGCUCCAGUUUCCAUCACUAUCUCCAGAGGUGUUGUUAGGCGCCGGUCUGCAGAGGGUGCCCGAUGACGACGGCCCCCUUUCAGUGAGCCACACCAUAACUCUUCAGGUCCCAAGUUUUGCCUUCACUCCGUCCACUAUCGUGGCCCGGCAGGCCGGGUCGCCUUGGCUAAAUCUUACGCCCCAGUCCUGAUCCUGACUCACUCCUCUGAUCUCUACUUUCUGCGCAAGCCCUGCCUAAAAUUUAAAAAUAAAGAAUAAAUAAGACCUUG
Bubalus bubalis (water buffalo) is the source of this 2572-nucleotide messenger RNA. RefSeq names its product TNF superfamily member 13. Gene Ontology annotation, cellular component: membrane. The record is from RefSeq and is a predicted model, not a curated record. Gene Ontology annotation, molecular function: receptor ligand activity; tumor necrosis factor receptor binding. Gene Ontology annotation, biological process: immune response; positive regulation of isotype switching to IgA isotypes. The coding region runs from base 1079 to 1831 and encodes 250 amino acids. The transcript is spliced from 6 exons. NCBI's taxonomy places the organism in Eukaryota, Metazoa, Chordata, Mammalia, Artiodactyla, Bovidae.